Molecule: messenger RNA, 3816 nt
Organism: Monosiga brevicollis MX1
Lineage: Eukaryota; Choanoflagellata; Craspedida; Salpingoecidae
Exons: 21
Coding region: 1-3816 (1271 amino acids)
Cellular component (GO): Golgi apparatus; endoplasmic reticulum
Source: RefSeq, a predicted model, not a curated record
AUGACAUUGUUAGUCUGUCUGUCUCUCUGUCUCUGUCUCUGUCUCUGUCUCUCUGUCUCUGUCUCUGUCUCUCUGUCUCUGUCUCUCUGUCUCUCUCUCUGUCUCUGUCUCUGUCUCUGUCUCUGUCUCUCUGUCUGUCUCUGUCUCUCUGUCUGUCUCUCUGUCUCUGUCUCUGUCUCUGUCUCUGUCUCUGUCUCUCUUUCUCUGUCUCUGUCUCUGUCUCUCUCUCUGUCUCUGUCUCUGUCUCUGUCUCUGUCUCUGUCUCUGUCUCUGUCUCUGUCUCUCUGUCUGUCUCUCUGUCUCUGUCUCUGUCUCUGUCUCUGUCUCUGUCUCUGUCUCUGUCUCUGUCUCUGUCUCUCUCUCUGUCUCUGUCUCUCUCUCUGUCUCUCUCUCUCUGUCUCUCUCUCUGUCUCUCUCUCUCUUAGUGGCAGUUUGAGCAGCUCGUCGUCGUCGUUCCUGGUAUUGGAAUCCCUCUUGCUCAAAGCAGGCUCGUCUCGAGGAUAUCUGCGCAGCGCCAAUAUGAGCUGGUUUCGCGAUACCUUGAAAUCGGCCGUCAAGUCGAUCGACAAAGUAUUGGACAUUCAAGAAGACGGCGACACCCUCAUUGAUGAGUCCAUAUCUGACGCCUCGGGCCUGACCAACGUCUUCCGUGGCCCAAACUCGGUCUCUGGUUUGGAGCAAGAUGGCUCCUUACCAACCCCUUCUGACACUGGCAUCGGGUCAACCCCCUCUGACAUGAUGCCUCAACCUUCCGAGCCGGCGACUGCCAGCAGUGCUUCUCAGGAGGCGCGGGCCCGUUCGAAGCUCGGCGCACGUCGGAGCAAACCAGCCGGCGGUCGUUCACAACGGCUCAAGGAGAAGAAUGAAACUUCCACCGCCUCAGAAGCCCCCGUGACCCUCACUGAGCCUGCCUCACCCGUUGUACCUCAGUCUCCAGGCCCCUUUGAUGCAUCGGAUGGCGGCGAUGGGAAGCGUGCCGAGCCCCAGCUGCCUGACAACCUUGAAAAACCAGUCGUAGCUCCAGUUUUGAGCCCUGACCCUUCGGUAUCUCAACCCGAGCCAACGACGCAGCAGUCCGUUGCUGCUGCCACUUCCACUUCUGCCUUGGAUGAAGAGUCCUCGCCUCUCGAAACAUCCAUUGUUGUGCCCGACGUUGAUUCAGACGGCAACAGUACGGCGCACCCGGACAGCCUUUUAUCGGAGCCGCCAGUCUCGGCACUCACCCCCACCCCCAUCGAAAAUGCUUCUGUGGCCCCGGAUGACAUUGAGCCUCCCAGCUCAGAGGCUGAGCCAGCAAUACCCGAAACCAUCAAUGAGGCAGCGCCGUCAGAAUCUGAUGAACGGGGACCAGAAGCUCCAACGGCCGAUGAUGCAGGAGCGUUACCGUCCGAGUUUGAAUCUGAGCCAUCAACCCUUGCGCCCCAGGAUAAUCCAGUGCCCCUCACUAGUGAAGUAGAAUUCGUAGCUCCCCAGACCGACGACAACUCUGCAGAUGCUGGGGGCGCGUCAUCAGUACCCGACGCAAAAAACGCGCAGCCGGGUGCCGCCAGUGACGUACAAGGCGCUUGGGAGGACCCAGAUCUUGAUCUGGAUUUGGACGUGGACGACAGUCCCUCCUUGAAUACGACAGCAGAUCCAGAACAGCCGGUGGCGUCCACUUCUCCCGCUCGGCUGCCGAGCAAUCCUGCUCUGGAUUAUCCCACCGUCUCCGCCGUGCGCGUCGAGGCUACAGCAGAUGCAAAAGACUCCGAACAAUAUGACGUUCCUGCAACUCAGCAGCUUCCUCUCUCAGCUGAAGACCCCGCAACCGAGGCACCACCGGGCCAGGAAGUUGAUGAGAAUCAGUUGCCAGCUAGUGCAUCGUCGAGUGUCCCCGACACUGCGCCCGUAUCCCUUCCAGUCGACGCCACAGCUGAUUCAGUGGCCCACCAAUAUGCACAGAAAGUGGCCAAUCUUGCCAUUCAGCUCAACGCCCGCGAAGAGAAAUUGCUGCUUCUGACCCAAGAGUGCGAGGAUUUGCGCGAGAAAGUGGCCGUGCUGCAGAGCCAGAAUGAUCAACUGGAGGACCAAUUGGAGCAGGACCAUCAAUCUGAGUUGGAGGCACUAACCCAGGAGUUCACCUCGCGACUGUCCACUUUGGAAAACAAGCUCCGCGAUGUCGUGCGCGAGCGUGACACCCUUCGGGCCCAGUAUGAGCAUAUCACGCAAACGUCGACUUCAGCUGCGACCAAGGCGCAAAAGGCCAUGCAGGAUACCAUCGAGGAAAAGGAUGCCAUGCUUGAGGCACUUCGGGCGGAGGCAAAGCGCAUUGAGGACCAGCGCCACAAAUCGUCCAACAUCAACAUUAAGCUGCAAAAGAAAAAUAAGGAAUUGGAGGAGUCUGUGUCUACUUUGUCCAACAAGCUUGCAACGAGUGAACAGAAAGUCGGCGAGCUGACCCAACGUCUCGAGGAGAAAAAACGGGCAGAAAAGGAUUAUCAAAAGGCUACGACCGAGGUAUCUUCUUUGAACGCCGCACAAAGCAAGAAACUGCAUGCGCUGGAGCAGCAGACUACAGAGCAACAACAGCGGAUCAGCACGCUUGAGAGCUCGUUGGACAAAGCGUUCCGGGAGCAAGAGAGUCUUCGUCAGGAGAAGGAAGCCUUGAGCCUUCAACUGCAGGAUGCGCGCGCAGACGCGCAAGCCGUUGCGCAGGCCGACCUGCAGGGGCAGCUUGAACAAAAGUCCAACGAAGUUUCCUUGCUGACUGCGGAGUAUCAAGCGCAAAUUGAUGAUCUCCACACUGCAUUGGCGCGGGCCGAGGCCAACGCAAGCCGUCAGGAAGCACGUUUGCGUCAGGAUAUUGAGGAUAUGCACGAGCGACUGAGACAAACGGAGGAGCGCGGGCAAGAGCUCUCCAUGAGCGUGACCUCGGCGACGCAGCCGCUCCUGCGACAGAUUGCUGAUUUACAGGAGGGGGCUUCGCGUCAGCAAUCGGCGGCCGAGGCCGUUGAAAGCACGCUGCGGCAACAGAUUGACCAGCUGCGAGGCCACAUGGCGGUGCUUGAGGAGCGCGAGCGAGAUGCCAGCAGUGACUUGGGCUUGGUCAAUAGCAAAUUGACGGCGGCACAGGAAAAGUCUGCAAGCCUUCGCAAGGAACUGACUUUGCUUCGGAGUGAGCACGAGUCGAUGAAGCAAACGUGGGAGGAGGCACAAUCAGAGUGCACUCGACUGCAGGGAGUCAACAAGCGCCUCCAGGGAGAUCUGCAUGAAGCGAUGUGCCGCAUUCAGCAGAUGCAGGUGGAUGCGGAGCGACGGCUGACAGCGGAGCGUCAACGCCUCCAAGAGGAACACACACAAGCCUUGAGCGCACUGGAGCAAAGGCAUCGCACCGAAGUGGGCGAGAUGCAACAGCGGACACCUAUGAAGCGCCCAUCAGUCGACAUUGGCAGUUAUGGCGGGGGUGAUGCACCACCAAUGUCUCCGGGUGGCGGCACUGGUGUUGUGGCGCUUCGCAUGCUUGUUGGAGUAGGUUAUGAAGUGGCCUCCUCUCUUUCUCGGUCGGCGUUGAACCGGGCACGUGACCAACUCUCCGAGGAGGUCAUGCAAUUGGUGCAACGGAACGAGGACCUUCAAGCCGCUGCAGCGCAGUUGGACGAUGUCAAGGCUUCAUAUGACGAUUUGUCCAACCGGUAUCAACUCAUGCUACAAAUGUACGGCGAGAAGGCAGAGGAGGCGGAGGAGCUGAAGAUGGAUCUGGAGGAUGUCAAGGGGGAGCUGAAGCGUCAGAUGCAGAUGUUCCUCGUGCAGAUUGAGGAUCUCAAGGGCAAAAAUUGA